Molecule: messenger RNA, 2634 nt
Organism: Plasmodium cynomolgi strain B
Lineage: Eukaryota; Apicomplexa; Aconoidasida; Haemosporida; Plasmodiidae
Exons: 2
Coding region: 1-2634 (877 amino acids)
Source: RefSeq, a predicted model, not a curated record
AUGUCAACAUGGAUAAACAAAAAGCUCAUAUCUAUAUCGGAGAAGGUCAUCGAAAAUGUAAUAGAUUCUUUCGCAAAUAAAAAUACUCCCAUUGAUAACAUACAGAAUAUGCAAGGGGUAAGCACACCGAUGCACCAAACGGAGAAUAGCAGCGCUCACAUUUUGUCCCUUCCCUUUGGUGCUUCCCUCAUUCCCCCCCAAAAAAAAAACACACACACAUCGCAGACCCAAUUGGGGAAAAUAAUAAGCAAGGUAAUUUCCUCCAAGUAUUUUUUCAAAAAUGAUGACAUUUGCUACAACUCGAGGAAUUUGGACUUUAAUUGGAAUAUGAAGAACAUAUCGAAGAGGAGAAAAAAGAGAAUAAGAAAAGAUAAAGUAAAACGGAUUAAGCAAAGGACAUCGGAGGGUAGAAGAAGCAAAAGAGGAAGCAACAGUCGGAGAGUUCAUGGACAUAGUACACAGGAAGAUAAAGAUGCUGAUUGCAAAGAGGACUCAUAUAACAAUAUUUACAUAAAUUCGAGAAGCCCUAAUUAUUUAAACAUUGAUGAAUCGUAUAUUGGGACUUGUCCUUCCUUGAAUGCCAACAAGGCAGGUGAAGGGGAAGACAAUGAGAAGGAGACCUGGUUGAAAAAGGACAUAAACACAUGCAACUCUAGUGUGCAAAGCAUUGUUAGUGAAGCUCCAGAGGGUAUCACGUCAGUAAAUUCGAAUGCCGCAUCGAGUUACGGUUCCUGUGCGGAGUACACAACAGACGGUUCGAGAGGUUCCUCAAAGAGGAAUUCACAAGGUACAUCAGGUAGCAAUUCUGGUGGGACAUCCCCUCGUAGUUCCCAAGAAAGUGUUAGAGAUAACUCAGAGGAGGCAUCUCUAUACCUCUCUACCAGCGCAUCUGUAUCGAGUGAAGCGAAUGAGUCAUCUUCUGGAGGAUCGUCCAAAAGGAUAACAUCCUCUUCAGAGGUGGCUCAACGGGAAAGCUCCUUCAACUCGAAUCAGUACGCAGAGGCUAGAGAAAACUACAUGAUGCAGAAACAGGCACAUCUGUGCAAAGUAACCCUUUUUAUUAAAGAAGCCAAGUUAUUAUUUUUUAACAAAAAUGUGAGCAUUAGUGAUAUAUCCAUAUUUGUGACCACCAUUAUGGAGGACAAGAAGUAUGUUGGAAAAUUGAGGAAGCUAAGUUCGAGGACUCUACCAAUGAAUAAUUUAAUAAUAAACGAAUGUAUUAAACAUAACGUGAAGGACAUAUAUACCGAUAUCGUGAUAAAUAUCAAGUAUCGAAAUAGGAAAAAAAAUAACGAAGAAAUAACCCUGGGGAGAGUAAUCAUUCCCUUCUUUCUUCUUCUAAAUACAUACAGAUAUAAAAUUAAAAGGAUCAGGAAUAGGAUAAAAUAUUGCACCAAGUGCUUCCUAUGGCUACACAUCUUUCCAUGUAACAACAAAUUAUUUAAUUAUAAAUUUUUUAAGCCAGUGGAAGGGUUUGAAGAAUAUGGAAUGCUCAACCCUCUGUACACGUUAGGGUUUUUAAAUAUAAAAAUGAAAAUAAUUUUUAAAAAGAAUCCCCUUCUUUUGACUCUCUAUAGUAACAUGAGGAAACCGUUAUUUUAUUAUAAAUUACCUGUACAAUUUGAACCUCUUUAUUGCCAGUACUAUAGUGAAAACUUCUUCGUCUAUGUUACUCAGUUGCCUAUUUGGCUAUAUAAAUUUUUUUACCUAUUCAACCCCAGGAGGGUUGAAAUGAUUCCUUUAAAUUGUUAUGAUUAUGUGUGUAUUUUAUCCUUUUGGUUAUUUUUUUUUCGGUUAAUUGUUAUUUCUCCAUUUUUCCUCAUCUUUGUUCAUUUUUUUUUUUGUCUGAUUUUCAUUUCCCUUUCUUACAAGUUCGGCCACGUCGACUCCGGCCCCAGCAGCAUGGCGUACAACUUUCGCCCCGUUCAUAUGAAGAAGAAGCCACCCCACUGGAAUCCUGGUCACGCGAAGAGCCCCCAGCCGCACCAAAUCCUCCCCCCCGAGAAUAGGCGCAAUGUGCGUUUUUUUAACAGCAAGCGCAGGGAGGUACCGCUCUCGGCGAAUGAUAUAGACUCGAAUUAUUGCGGCGGGGGGAGAGGCAUCAAUGCGCAGCGGGGAGUGGACACCAGUGUGCCGCGUGGAAUGGACACCAAUGCGCAGCGUGGAAUGGACACCGAUGUGCAACAGGGGGAAGGUCGCUGGUCUCAGCGGGGGGGGCAGUUGCUCCUCCAAAGUAACCCACUCGAGGAGAUACCCCAGGGAGGAUCAAACAGUUGCGACGUUCCCCAACUAGUAGUGACAAGCGAGGAGUUGAACAGGAUCCCAAGUGAGCACACACAUGGUGGGGAACACACCAAGAGUGGCACCUCCCAGAAGAAUGACGAAUUUUAUGGAGAAGCAGCCAGGGGAAUGAACAGUCAGAACGAACUCAGCAGUAAUGGAAGCUUCUAUGGAGGGAGUUUUAACAGCCCUGAAAGUCCCCCCAAGGAUGGAGGACAUCAUGUGGCCCAUUUCCAAAUUGAAGAAAAUUGUUUUGUGAAGCAACCCAACUUGGAUCACCAAGAUGAAGAGUCGAAUGGAAAAAUGAAGGAUGCAGAAAAUGAGCACCCACAGCAACACAAAAAAAAAGCCUAA